Arabidopsis thaliana (thale cress) is the source of this 788-nucleotide messenger RNA. RefSeq names its product MADS-box transcription factor family protein. Gene Ontology annotation, cellular component: nucleus. Lineage: Eukaryota; Viridiplantae; Streptophyta; Magnoliopsida; Brassicales; Brassicaceae. The record is from RefSeq and is marked reviewed. The transcript has a single exon. Bases 157 to 516 code for a protein of 119 amino acids. Gene Ontology annotation, biological process: positive regulation of transcription by RNA polymerase II. Gene Ontology annotation, molecular function: protein dimerization activity; DNA-binding transcription factor activity, RNA polymerase II-specific; cis-regulatory region sequence-specific DNA binding.
AAAUAUUUGUACCUUCUCAGUACUACAUAAUACUACACAUUAACAAUCUCAAAAUAUACAAAAAAACAUUUUAAUGACGAGAAAUAAAAUGAAACUUGCUUUCAUUUCCAACGAUUCUUCAAGAAAAGCAACUUUCAAAAAAGAAAGAAGGGGUUGAUGAAGAAAGUACAUGAACUCUCAACUCUAUGUGGCAUCACAUCGUGUGCGAUCAUCUACAGUCCGUAUGAUACCAGUCAUGAAGUGUGGCCAUCAAAUUCUGGUGUGCAAAGAGUGGUUUCCGAAUUUAGGACACUCCCGGAAAUGGAUCAACACAAAAAGAUGGUAGAUCAAGAAGGUUUUCUCAAACAAAGGAUCGCGAAACCGACAGAGAAUUUGAGGAGACAAAGAAAGGACAAUAAGGAGCUCGAGAUGACUGAAGUCAUGUUUCGAUGCUUAAUUGGAAACAUGGAGAUGCUUAAAUCAGAAUCACAAUCAGAAUCAACAACAAUGGUUUAUGAAAAUGAUGAACCAUCUUGAGCAAAUGAAGUAUCCAGGAGAGCAAAUGGCGUUUCAAUUCAUGGAUGAUAGCCAACACAACCACAUCCACCGUCAUCAACAAGAGCACCAACAUCAUAUCCCUGGAGAAUCUUCCAUCGCUCUUGAUGUCGGCAACUCAAGCGAUAUCGUACAUAGUUCUUGUUCUAAGUAUUUCCAAUAAUAAAUGGUUUCGUUAGGAUUUUAUUUAAUGUGGUAUUACAAUAAUUUCGAGAAUGGAUUGAUAAGUGAAUUUAUAAUUAGCUUUCAGUUUU